CCAGGAUGUAUCGGGGGUUUAUAAACGACAGCCUGCCCUAACAGAAACAACGGUCGUCUGCGAAACUUGUGCUGUCUUCUGCAAGUACGCUGUCGCUGAUACAGUGAAGAGCAUCAACCAAUCAUGAAGGUCCUUCUCCUGUUACUCGUCGUCAUUGGAUUGGCAGCAGCUGAUGCCUGGCCUGGGAGGGGACGUAGAAGUGCUGAUCCCGAGGCAGCAGCUUAUUAUUACGAACCUCUGCGGGCUCGUAGAAGUGCUGAUCCCGAGAAUUCAAAGUUCAAGGCACGUGAAGCAUCUCCCGGCUAUUUGCUGGAAGAAUUUCUUAAACGUAGAAGUGCUGAUCCCGAGAAUUCAAAGUUCAAGGCACGUGAAGCAUCUCCUGGCUAUUUGCUGGAAGAAUUUCUUAAACGUAGAAGUGCUGAUCCCGCCAAACGAGGCAUCUUCGACCCGCCACAGAAGAUUCCAAUUGGAAAUGGCCUGUGUUUUUAUCUAGAUGUCAUAAUACCGUGUUAGCAGAAGAGUCUACAACGGUAGGCACGUGACGAGGUGAAAGAAAAGACUCUCGCAAUAAAGCUGAAAAUAUGAAGCUCGAA
Molecule: messenger RNA, 593 nt
Organism: Ornithodoros turicata
Lineage: Eukaryota; Metazoa; Arthropoda; Arachnida; Ixodida; Argasidae
Exons: 10
Coding region: 124-513 (129 amino acids)
Source: RefSeq, a predicted model, not a curated record